AGCGGGACACGGGCAGGCAACGCCUUGCCACACGCAACAUGGCGGCCUCCUCCCCGGCGGCACGCGUCGUGACGUCGUACGUCUGCGCUUUCCCGUGGUGGGUGUAGAAAGAUGGCCGCCAGCUUGGAUGUGGGGACCGUGGUGGAGGCACUGAAAGUACUGAUUACUCCGAAAGAUUCUGGGUCAGCCGCUCAUGGUACUGAUGAACAAGCCGCCUUUCUCAGUACAUUACAGCUCAAUGUGUCCCGCCUGCAGGAGGAACUUCAGAGUGCUCCUAAGUGGGAGGAACUGCAGAUCCUGCGGGACCGGGUCUCCGGUGUGGCCGCAUGGCUAGAAGGAUGCUCAGAAACCCCUGUAGAUCCCUCAUGGACCUUCACGUCAGAAGCUCUGCUGUUACUCCUGUGCCUCAAAGAGUGUAUGAAUCAGCUUGCUGCUGCUUUCCAGCCCCCUAGACCCAACCCGAGGACUCCGGAGGCCGCCCCAGCCCUCAGCCCAGACACGCUUAGCAUCGCCCAGCAGAAGACUGUCCAGUCUGUUCUGCAGUUUGUGGUGUCCAUGGGGAUCUGUCCGUAUCUCCUGCCCGGGAUUGGCCUUCCCUUGAAACAUCGCUCGACAUUUGGAGCCCUUGUGUGUUCUGCGGCGUCAUGUGACCUGCCCCAGGUUCGCACCCGCAGGCUGUACAUCUCCUGCACGGCCUUAUUGGAGGUGUCUGGCCAUUCGUCGCUGGGGACUCUGCUCUUUACGCAGCACCUUGGGGACCUGAUGGCUGGGCUGUGUCAGCUGGGAUACUGCCCGACCAAGGCGAACGGCGAUCCGGGGACAGACGGGAGACAGAAGAAUCUGACGGAGAGCGAGAGGAGCCAGUGUAGGGGGGCUCUGAGGGGGCUCCUGGAUCAGUUAUACCAGCCACUGGUCAUCAGAGAGCUGCUGGUCCUGCAGGGGGGACCCAGACAGGGUCCCCGUCCUUCUGGUGCUGCAGCUCCAGUGCAGCGCGCCCCAGCACCUGCCUGGCUACGCCGUCUCUGUGGACAGCUGCUGUCUGAGCGACUGAUGAGGCCGCAUGGGGUCCAGUCUGUGGUGCGUGGGAUCCUGGAAGGAGCUGGAGUGGGGGCGCCCGGGGGACGGGACGCGGAGGCUGCUGCCAGCAACUGGAAGAAGUGUGAUGCCGUAGCCAAGAUCCUGGCGUCAUGUCCGCAGCAGUCGCUAACCGUGGAGGAAUAUUACCAGAAGGUCUGCCCACAGAUCCUGGACUUACUGCACAUCCAGGACACGCUGACAGCGCGUCAGUUCCAAAGAGUCGCUACAGAAACGUUCCUGAAGAUGGCACGGGAUCACCCUCAGCUGGCAGAGAGACAUCUCAUUCUGCCCAUGCUGGCGCCCUUACUGCGCUGCACCAUGGCACAAGCAGAGAAGCCUGCCGCCCCGGGCGAGACGCUGGUAUCGGAGGCGGAGCUGACUCAGUGUGUGGAGGACAUCGUUAAGGUGUUUGUGGUCGGCAGUGACGUCACAUCCACCUUGCUGAAUUUCACCAGACAAGUCCUCUCGCCCAUUUUCUCCACAUACUGCUUCACUCGGCAGAACGCCUCCCAUUUACGCUCUCCGUGCCAGGACGUACUGCUUUGGUACCUAGAGAAGUCAGACAGAGACUCGGCAGUGUCGGCGCUGGCAGGACUGAGUGGCAUGGAAGACUCCCUCCCUCCACUGCCUCACUACUGUCACAUCAAGCCCGGGAGCUCGGGCGGAGCGUUCAUCACUGUACGGGAAGAGCAGAGUGGUGAUGAAGAUGAUGCCCUGUACGACAAGGUGUCCUGGGACCAGUGGCGGGUGCAGUGUCUGGUGGAAUUACUCUCUGUGAACCCUCGCAGUGGUCUGGCGGCUGAGUUCUUCCUUUACUGUCUCCAGAAGCUGACCCCCAUUACUGAAGGCAAGGAAGGAGCCGAGCAUGGCACAGGUCUAGGUGACAGCCUCCGUGAGAUGGAAGAGAAGCUUACACUCCGUUAUCAGACUCGAGAGAGGCAGCUCCAGCUCUUGCAGGUCCUGUCCAUGCUGUGUGAGAGGAUCUCCGACGCCAUCUUCACAGAUGUCAAGCAGGUGGUGGAAUUCGUAGUGAUGACGCUGGAGCGGGCCUGCGCUAGCCUUGCCGUCACAGAGGGAGGCACCGUGGCAUCACAGACGCUAAGUAUGGCGAUGGGACUCGUAGCCGCCAUGCUGGGAGCGGUUGAGUUGACGUCGUCCGAUUUCAGGCACCUGAAGAGGCUGAUCCCGGUGUUGGAGAAAGUCGCUCGCUGCCACCCGGAGCCGGUUAUUCAGGAGCUGGCGAGUGACCUGCGCAUUACCAUCGCCACACAUUGUGCUGUGCCUCUUCCACACAGGCCACUUACCGACCAGGUCACAGAGAAUAAAGAGGAGAAACCGCAUAGGCCAAGCAAGGAGCAUGUGACCUCAGCCCUGCGUGACAUCCAGGAGGUGCUCAGCUCUGCAGCAGACUCUGAUGUCCCCACGCGGGCUGCGGCUCUGCGCACUCUCACGCGGCUGCUGGAGCAGAGGCACCCGGAGGUGACGGAGCGCAGGGAGCAGGUGAUGCAGCUCUUCUUAGACAACCUGGAGCAGGAGGACCCCUUUGUGUACCUGUCGGCAAUCCAAGGCAUCGCCGUACUGUCCGGGGACAUCCCUGAGCGCGUCCUGCCGAUCCUUCUGGCGCAGUAUGAAAGCGGCGCCCCAUCCAAUGCCAAGGUCCAAACGCCGGAGACCAGGAUGAAGGUGGGGGAGGCGUUGAUGAGGUGCACCAGGACACUGGGGAACAUGAUUCUCCAGCACAGAGACUCUCUGGUUAAUGUCUUCCUGAGGGGUUCCCGGGACCCGGACGGCUCACUGAGGGCUAGCAGCCUUUCCAACCUUGGUGAGCUCUGCCAGCAGUUACAGUUCUCGUUGGGACCUAUCAUCCAUGAGGUGAGCUCCUGUCUAUCAGCCUUGAUCCGUACUGACCCGGAGGCGCAGGUGCGAAGGGCAGCCAUUCACGUGGUCGUCUUGCUCCUGAGAGGGCUGAGUGAGCGAGCCACAGAGGUGUUACGGGACGUGCUCCGGGACUUGUACCGCUUGCUGAGAUUUGUGGUGCAGUGCGAGUCGGACGCUGUGUCUGUAUUACACGCGCAGCUCGGGCUGGAGGAACUGGACACCAUCAUGAGGGCGCUUCUCUUCCCCCCACAGAAACUGGAGAAGAAAAUUACUGUUUUACCCUAAGACAUCCGUCACCCGUCCUGGAAGUAUUUCCGUGGGUUUGUGUCACCGAGAGGAAGAAGGGCGUUGAGGAGCCUUAGACAUCUCAGCAGCAGCAAUAGUUACCGGACAUCUGUAUUAUAUCACAAUGUUUUAUAAUGUCACUUCAUUGUCUAAAUUGUGAUUUCAAACACACAAUAACUUCUAAUAAAAGUAAUGGUAUUUGUGGA
Pseudophryne corroboree (corroboree frog) is the source of this 3446-nucleotide messenger RNA. RefSeq names its product transport and golgi organization 6 homolog (gene TANGO6). The transcript is spliced from 18 exons. The coding region runs from base 112 to 3240 and encodes 1042 amino acids. The record is from RefSeq and is a predicted model, not a curated record. NCBI's taxonomy places the organism in Eukaryota, Metazoa, Chordata, Amphibia, Anura, Myobatrachidae. Gene Ontology annotation, biological process: protein secretion.